UUCUUGAGUAUCACACUGGACACUGUUGUGACGGUGGGACGUCGUCUUUGGCUGAACGGCAGGUCGAACAGCAGCGAAACAGUUAACGGUAGUUUGCGACAGUUGUUCUGACAGACCCUCUGAGGAGUAACAAGUGCUCACUGUUCACAAGUUUACUUUUAACUUGCGAGAGGUUGUUUUUACACUCCAAACCUUCUUUAGCGAUUUUUGGAUUGCGAAUACUUUCGUUUAAAUUGAGUUUAACGCAUUUUAACGAACUUUUGAAGCUCGGUUUUGAGAGCAAUACCGUUCUCCAAAAAAAUGUGCUAAAGCGGAGCCAAUCCGAGCGGAUCAUCAGGAUGACGGAGCCGGUACAGCAGACCCAUCACCCCAAGACUCCGGGCAGCCCAUCAGGUGGGAGCGCCGUGGACGCGUUGGAGCAUCUCCCAGCCAGGAACCCUGCUAGACCCGAGAACGGCAACAGGGGGCGACAGAGAGACCCGAAGCGGCAGCAGCAGCAGCAGCACAGUGGAGAUGUCAACACAGACAAGUUGUGGCAAAAGAAAGGCGGACAGAGGGGGGUGUGCGCUUCCUUCGCAGCCGGAAACGUGUUGCCAAAGUGCCCGAACGCGGCGCAGCCGCUGCAGAAACCCGACGGCCUCGCUGCGAUCCACGACCCGCGGGAGAAGAACGGCGAAGACGGGCCGCCGGAGGGGACUCUGAACCCGGCGCCCGAGGACGGUCACGUCGACUCGGACACCGGCUUCGAUGCGCGCCUGGGCAAGAAGAGGCACCGGCGCAGGGCCUCCAAGAAGAAGCGCAACUGGAAGCCGUAUUACAAACUCAACUGGGACGAGAGGAAAGCGCUGGAGGAGAAGGAGACGGCCAGGGCUUCCCGGCUGAGGGAGGAGAUGUUUGCCAAGGGGCUCCCCGUGGCCCCCUAUAACACUACCCAGUUCCUGAUGGACGAGCACGACCGAGUGGAGCCCGACCUCAACACCGAGUCCGGGGUCAGGCGCCCCUCGGGGGUCGGCGGCCGCGCGGAGGACACCGGCAGCGAGGAGGACCUGUUCGACAACACCAACGAGGAGGAGGAGGAGGACGACGGCAGCGGCGGAGGAGGAGGCAGCGACGGCAUCGGGAGACCCGGGAACGCGGGCGGCGAGUUUCUCCAGAGGGACUUUUCCGAGACCUACGAGAUGUACCACGUCGAGAGCCUGCAGAAUAUGACCAAGCAGGAGCUGGUGCAGGAGUACCUGGAGCUGGAGAAGUGCAUGUCCCGGAUGGAGGAGGAGAACAACCGGCUGAGGCGCGCCGCGGAGCCCGGGGGUGUGACCGCGGAGGGCUCCCUGGUCCGGCUCCGGGAGCUGGAGCGGGAACUGGAGAGACUGAGGGCCCAAAACACGCAGCUCCUUCUGCAGAGCCAGCCGAGCGAGGACCGGGGCCAGGUCGGAAGCAAUUAAAGGACACGUUUUAAAGAUAAAACAAAGGUAAAAUAUGGGACUGCUGCAUAAACGUACAACAACAA
Messenger RNA from Gasterosteus aculeatus aculeatus (three-spined stickleback), 1507 nucleotides. RefSeq names its product HEXIM P-TEFb complex subunit 1 (gene hexim1). The record is from RefSeq and is a predicted model, not a curated record. Gene Ontology annotation, biological process: negative regulation of cyclin-dependent protein serine/threonine kinase activity; negative regulation of transcription by RNA polymerase II. Gene Ontology annotation, molecular function: 7SK snRNA binding; cyclin-dependent protein serine/threonine kinase inhibitor activity. NCBI's taxonomy places the organism in Eukaryota, Metazoa, Chordata, Actinopteri, Perciformes, Gasterosteidae. Gene Ontology annotation, cellular component: nucleus; nucleoplasm; cytoplasm.